CAUUGCAGCACGUGGAGAGCUAGUACGAGAGACAAUGCUGUUGGCCUACGACAUGGGACUUAUCAAUGGGGAGUAUGCAUUUAUCAGCAUCGAACCUUUCAGUAAUACGUUGGUCUUUGGCGAUGACAACUGGAAACAGAAUGAUGGCCGUGACGAGGACGCGAAGAAGGCUUACGAAGCUCUACUCACCAUCCGUCUCUACGAACCAACCACACACGAAUACAAAGAUUUCCAGAAGGAACUGGAACGCAGGGAACAGAGGGAUUACAACUGGACCAGACCUGAUCCUGAUCACAACAAUUACUUUGCGAGUGCCUUCCACGAUGCCGUCAUCCUGUAUUCUCUUGCCGUCAACGAAACCUUAGCUGAGGGUGGCGACAUCCGAGAUGGUUACAAGAUCACGAGGAAGAUGUGGAACAGAACGUUUGAGGGUAUCUCUGGUACGGUGACUAUCAACAGUAACGGUGAUCGCGAUGCUGACUAUUCACUGUGGGACAUGACUGACACAGAAGAAGGUACCUUUGAGGUGAUAGCGAACUACUACGGUGCGACUGGUGAGUUUAAGGUAACUGAUAUAGCGCCUGUAUGGCCUGGGGGAGCUACGGGACCGCCAAAAGACGAACCCGAUUGCGGGUUUAACAACGAAUACUGUGUGAAUAAAGAUUUGCCUGUACUUGGCAUUGUUGGUAUCACAGCUGGUGUCGUGGUUAUAGCAGCUCUCUGUGCCAUCUUUCUUAUCUACAGAAAACUUCGACUGGAUGCCGAACUGAUGAAGAUGUCGUGGCGGAUCAAGUGGGAGGAGUUGGUCUUCGAGGAAAUCGGCAAAUCGGUUACCACGGCAACGUCAGGAUCCAGAAUAGUUGCAUCCAGGGGCACUCUCAUUAAUUCAGAUUGUCAGGAAGGAGGCCAGAUCUUUGCUACAGUUGCAAGAUACAAGGGUCGUUUAGUGAUGGUGAAACGGAUCAAUAAAGGCAAGAUCGAACUCACUCGAGACGUUUUAAUGGAGCUUAGAAAUAUGAGGAACUUGGAACACACAAACAUCGUUCGCUUCGUUGGCGCAUGCGUGGACCCGCCCAAUCAGACCAUCAUGACUGACUACUGUCCCCGAGGGAGUUUGCAGGAUAUCUUGGAGAAUGAUCAUCUCAAACUGGACUGGAUGUUUCGACAGUCUCUGCUCAUGGAUGCAGUCAGGGGGACCCACUACCUCCACGACAGUGGAAUUGGAGUCCACGGCCGAAUGAUGUCAUCAAACUGUGUAGUCGAUGGGCGGUUUGUUCUCAAGCUAACCGACUUUGGGAUUCCCUCAUUGAGACCGUCCUUUAUUGACAGUGAAAACAAAUACAAGCUCUUGUGGAGGGCUCCAGAACACCUCAGAAACCCCAAUAGCCCUCCGACGAAAGAGGGAGACAUCUACAGCCUAGGGAUCAUCAUGUUGGAGAUAGGCACACGAUCAGGACCGUUCGAUGAAGAACGCAAGUUCAUGGAUACUGACCAGAUCUUGGAGUGCUUAAAGUCAACGACAACUGAACCACCGUUUCGUGCCUCGAUUCCCGAGUCGUCAUGGGGUCCUGAGAUCAAGGAUCUCAUGAAGCGAUGUUGGGAAGAGAACCCAAGCGAUCGACCAACCGCUAGUACUCUCCAGUCAACACUAAAGAAAGUUAACAAGGGUACGUCUAGCGGUGGUAACAUUCUGGACAAUCUGUUGAAUCGUAUGGAACAGUAUGCCAGCAACCUAGAGGCUCUGGUGGAAGAGAGAACAGCUGCUUUCCUCGAGGAAAAGAAACGAUCAGAGACACUGCUCUAUGAAGUACUACCCAGAUCUGUGGCGGAGCAAUUGAAGCUAGGCAAGUCUGUCGACCCCGAGUCUUACGAGAACGUCACCAUUUUCUUCAGUGACAUCGUUGGGUUUACCGCCAUCUCUUCCGAGAGUACACCCCUUCAGGUGGUUGCUCUCUUGAAUGAUCUCUAUAUUUGUUUUGACGGCAUCAUCGCUAACUCUGAUGUUUACAAGGUUGAAACUAUCGGCGAUGCUUACAUGGUGGUAUCGGGUCUGCCCAUCCGCAAUGGCAUUACGCAUGCUCGUGAGAUCGCCGAGAUGUCCCUGUCUCUCCUGGAGGCUGUCAAGUCGUUCAAGAUACGCCAUCGGCCCGAUGAACAACUAAAGCUACGAGCAGGGAUACAUUCCGGUCCAUGCGUUGCUGGUGUGAUCGGUCUGAAGAUGCCUCGGUAUUGUCUCUUCGGUGACACGGUCAACACCGCCUCCAGGAUGGAGUCAAAUGGAGAAGCCAUGAAGAUCCACGCGAGUUCAGAUUGCAAGGAAAUCUUGGACAAGUUUGAUGCUUUCGAGUUGGAUCUUAGAGGGCAGGUGGAAAUGAAGGGCAAAGGAUCACAGACGACGUACUGGUUGCUAUCGCGAAAUUCUAAGAAGGAGAAAUGCAUCUAUUAAUUAUUUGAAAAAUCUACACGGUUCGCCGAGGAACUAAAAAAAACAGUCGAUCUGUCAACAAACGAGUCAUACAUGCGGUUUUUCAUGUAAUUCAUGUGUCAUGUUGACAAUAUUUAGCAGUCUUUAACUACUUAUACUUUGUUCCAUUAUGCAACGGUGAUGAUGUGUAAUGUUUGGUUACGAAAGAACAAAUGUUAAUCACUUGCCUCUUGGGAUAGAUAUAUGUGAAUGCUGAUACAACUUCAAACCGUCUAUGACCUUGCAUACGUCGUUGAAUUGUACUUAUGGAUGGAGCAGAUACAUAUUUACAUCAAACUCAAAGAUGUAACAUAUCUUUUCUUUAUUUAUUCAUAUAUUACAAAUGUAUUCAUAUAUUACAAAUGUAUGCUCAGAGUUUCGCUGUGUGACUUUUACAGGCAUAUAUACUAACGCACCUCCUAAAAUCUAUAUAAAUCAGAGAAGAGA
Molecule: messenger RNA, 2911 nt
Organism: Strongylocentrotus purpuratus (purple sea urchin)
Lineage: Eukaryota; Metazoa; Echinodermata; Echinoidea; Camarodonta; Strongylocentrotidae
Product: atrial natriuretic peptide receptor 1-like
Exons: 21
Coding region: 35-2446 (803 amino acids)
Biological process (GO): protein phosphorylation; receptor guanylyl cyclase signaling pathway; cGMP biosynthetic process
Cellular component (GO): membrane
Molecular function (GO): natriuretic peptide receptor activity; guanylate cyclase activity; peptide hormone binding
Source: RefSeq, a predicted model, not a curated record